Molecule: messenger RNA, 987 nt
Organism: Camelina sativa (false flax)
Lineage: Eukaryota; Viridiplantae; Streptophyta; Magnoliopsida; Brassicales; Brassicaceae
Product: putative E3 ubiquitin-protein ligase LUL1
Biological process (GO): protein ubiquitination
Molecular function (GO): ubiquitin protein ligase activity
Source: RefSeq, a predicted model, not a curated record
ACCGAAAAGACAAAAAAAAAAAGAAAAAAAACUUCACCUUUUUUUUUUCUUCUCCCGAUCUGGGUUUGAUCAUCAUCACUAUCCUCCUCACAGAUACCGACUACCUCAUCCUUUGAUUCCCGGCGGUGGAUCUCCCGUCUCCGAUGAUGCAUCCUCCUUACGUCGAGUACCAGAAAGCCGUCACGAUUCGUAACGAGGUCAAUCUAAAAAAGGAGACUUUAAGCCUCGAACCCGACCCGGAGAAUCCGAAUCGACUUCUCGUCUCCUUCACGUUUGAUGCAGCCUUGCCCGGAAGGAUCACAAUCGUUUUCUUUGCUAAAGAAGAAGCACAAGGCAAUCUUAUAGCCACAAAGGAAGAUACUUUGCCUCCAAUCACAUUCGAUUUCGGUAAAGGACUUGGUCAGAAGUUCAUACAACCAUCUGGAACAGGUAUAGACUUGACGGUAUUUGAAGUUUCCGAGCUAUUCAAGUCCUCAGAAACAGCUGUCUACCCGCUUGCGAUUAAGGCAGAGGCACAAGGAAACUCGGGUUCCAUGGAUGCGCAGAUUACUAUAGUAACCACCUAUGUGAAGGAGAAAGAAGAGAUUAAGAUAGGAGUGGUGAAGCAGUGUCUGUGGACGAAUGGGAUUCGUUUUGAGUUGCAAGAGAUAUAUGGGACGGGGAACAUGGUUGAUGGUUGCUAUGAGGGUAAAGAUUGUGUUAUAUGCUUGUCUGAACCACGCCAAGUAACUGUUCUUCCUUGCAGACACAUGUGUUUGUGUUGCGGGUGCGCCAAAGCGUUAAGGUUUCAGGGAAAUCUGUGUCCUGUUUGCAGACAGCCUGUCGAGAGGUGUUUGGAGAUUCCGGUAGAAGCAAUGAGGGGGGUAGAGAUGGAGUUAGAGCAUAUUUAGUUAAGCAAUCGAUUUAUGUAAUCUAUGCUAUUCUUAUUCAAGACAUAAAAUGUUAUGGUUCAAUAUAUAUAUAAGGUGGAAACUGAGUUUUUAAAUA